Meriones unguiculatus (Mongolian gerbil) is the source of this 3115-nucleotide messenger RNA. It is a transcript of the gene Muc15, whose product is annotated as mucin 15, cell surface associated. The record is from RefSeq and is a predicted model, not a curated record. The transcript has 4 exons. Lineage: Eukaryota; Metazoa; Chordata; Mammalia; Rodentia; Muridae. The coding region runs from base 185 to 1180 and encodes 331 amino acids.
UUUGUUUCUUUAACAUCUGCCUGCGUCCUGCUCAGUGCCACACUGUCACACUUAAGCCACCUGCUCUUUUAUGCACUGAGGACUCAUUCCAGCCCAGCCAACUCUGAUAUUUUAUUUCCCGUCGGUAAACACCUGUUAGUUCUGAAGAUUCUCCAUAUUAAAACCAAUACCAGAGAAGCCUACCAUGCUGACCUUUGCCAAAAUUGCCUUGCUUUCAAGUCUGUUCAUUUCAUUACCAUUUGGGAGGACCGAGAAACAAACUCCAAGAAGAAAUAUGACACAGCAUACUAUAGAAGAUUUAAAAACAAUGGGAAACAAAUCCAUCCAUUUUGAAACAAGCAGAAAUAUAACUUCAGAGAAUGAAAGCAAUACCUCCAAUCCUGUGAUGACAGACACUUCUCUUAUGGAGCUAUCCACAGCCUAUGAAACAAUAAAUUCCACCAGUAUCUGGCCAACAUCUAGCUCUACUGAGGGGCCAAGAUCCACCUCCACAUAUUCUAUCCCUCCCUUGGUUCAUGGUUUUGUGUCCAAGUUGCCUUUGAACUCAUCAACAGCAGAUGGAAAUCCUUUACAGGCCUCAGCACAAUCCAACUCUAUACAUUCAACAUUAUCAAAAAACUUCACUUGGUCUUUGGACAACGACACCAUGAGCACUCCUGACAAUAUUUCCAGUACAGUCAGCAUCUUUCCUCCACCUCUGAUGACCACAACUGUGACCCCUUUGACAGUAGAACCCACUGGAUGGCUUGCCACAGAAAAUGACAACUUUGCUGGUUUCACCCCAUAUGAAGAACAAACAACUUUACAGCCUACCUUAAAAUUCACAAACAAUUCAAAACUUUCCCCCAACACAUCAGACCCCUCAAAAGAGAAUAAUAAUACAAGAAUAGUGUUUGGAGCCAUUUUAGGAGCUAUUUUGGGUGCUUCACUGCUUAGCCUUGUUGGCUACUUAUUGUGUGGACAACGGAAAACAGACUCGUUUUCCCAUCGGAGACUUUAUGAUGACAGAAAUGAACCAGUUCUGCGGUUAGACAAUACACCAGAACCUUAUGAUGUCAAUUUUGGAAAUUCUAGUCACUACAACUCCGCUGUGAGUGACCCAUCUAUGACAGAAGGUGGAGAAGGUGGGCAUGAUGGCAUUCCUAUGGACGAUAUACCUCCGCUUCGCACUUCCAUAUAAAACUAGGAGAGUAACGGCUGCAGAGGGCAAGGGUUCGUCUCCAUUUCGGCCUUUCGAGAAAUUCAUAUUUCAAGAGACUUUGCAAGACCACUGCUGUGCUGUUUGCACUGGGAGGGCUGCAAAAGCUGGAGGCAUGCAGCAGAGACAGAGUGGACCCAUCACCUACAAGCUUUCUUUUCUUACAAUCCUCAGCUGGGCUGAGGCAUGUGUUAUAGAACCAUAAUUUGUAUUUUGGUUUAUUUUUUUAAGGAAACCUUUGGGGAAUGAGGUAAAAUUAAUACACAUCACCAUGGCAACACUGAUUGAAAACUUAACAAUAAUUGUUCUUAACAUGAAAAUUGGGGAUCAAAACUUCAUUUUCUUUAAAUAUUUCGUUUUUAAACGAGAAACCAGAGUUAACUCUUCAUUCCUCUUGUCUAUAAUUAAUUUAGGACCACAAAACAAACCAAGCAUUUUUGGUGGACGUAAUUCGGAUGAUAAUUUUUUCAUUUGUUUCAAAGCCAGAAAUAUGAUAGGGUAGAGUUCCUGGUCCUAAGAAAUUAAGGCAAUAAGAAUGUAAGUCUUGUCUCCUAACGCAUUUCACUUUUCUACAACAGCACACAUGGUCAGUCCCUUCGGCUGGCAAGUUGACAAUGAGUGCAUUCAGCAGGGCCACAGGAGAAAACUGACUCUAGCCAGGAAAGUGAUAGCUUCCCUGAAAGUCCUUAAAGUUUUAAGCAAUUCCAGCUUGCAUGAGUACACAUCAGGUUUCAGUUAAUUAGGCACCUUGUAUUCUCAAUGAGAAACACGAGGAAAAGGCUAAAGAAUAAAGUUGCGCAUACUUAGUAUGAUUUUAACUUGCUGGCUAGAAAAAAAAAAUUAGUACAUUACACAUUUUUGUUCAGUCAUAUGUGAAACAGUCCAGCCUUCUAAAGGCAUAAAGCACAGGGCAAAACCACAAGCAGUAUCAUGAAGCAAACUCCUCACCACUUGUACAAGUAAUAACACAAGAGACUUAAUUUUUUAUUUUAGUGUACUUUAGUUUGUUUUUGAUCAAUACCUGUCUUUGGCAGUCUACGGCUCACAGAUUAGAGGAUUAAGUAAGAGUCAAAUUCCCAAGGGAUGAGCGAAUGAAGAGGGUAAACAAAGCCAGUGACAUUUUAGAGAUUUUAUUAUUGAAUCAAACAUGGUAUAAGUGGCACUUGCACGUGUAUGUGUGAGUAUGUCUCUGUGUGUGUGUGUGUGCAUGUGACACAGACAUAUUGUUAGAAAGUCAGAGUUGGAAAAUGAAUAACGAAAAAAAAUACUUACCCCAUAUUGCCAUGAAAAUAGCAAAGAAGACUGUCCCUCCAUUAUCAAACAAAUAUGUUACCUUAAUAGAAAAAAUAGAAACAUUAAUCAUACUAAUGAUAGUGCUAAAAUGGAAGUUAUUGUUGGCAUUAGGUACUGUGAUUUCUCCAGACUAUGUCACAAUACUGUAUAGUCUAGUGAUCUAUUGACCUCGGAUCUUCAACUGUAUUCCAAUAGUCCAUAUUUUUUCUCUCUUCCCUCUGAUUUCUUUGUACUCCAAUUUCAUUUUGGAUUUUAAGUGUUUCUAGAUACCCAAGAAAGCCAUUUUACACUUUUGCCGAACUCACUAGUACUGUGAAAUGUAAGAAGUUAGUGCAUAAGUUAAAGUAUAACAAGUUUGUUUCCUCUUAUCAAAAGUUACCAGAACAGGGAAGUUAUAAAACACAGAGCUCUGGUAGUGAGCAAGGUUCUUCAGUUGAAGGCUGUCAUGUCUUUCAUGUCUUUCAAAAUGUGCCAUGGGUCCAGUAAUGAGUUACUUCAUGUAAUGAAUUUCAUCUUAAGUUGUUUUGUGAAGUUCCAUAAAUCAUUAAGCACAUUUUUUAAACAGCUGUUGCCUGAUACAAAGCUCGGUAAAGGAUGGAAAGUUAUUCCAUGUUAUAUAAUGUA